AUUUUACCAUCCAUUGCCUUUCCUUGGAGCUAAGCCACUGCAUCUCUGCAGUUUCUCUGGCUGGGACCGUAUCCUCACGACCAUCCAUCCACAUUAUGAUAUAACUAGAGUAUGUUGAUUGUUGAUUCAUCUUUAUCAGAGGAAGAUGGUCUGGUGGUUAUUGUUGGGCAGAGCUGGAGUUUCUGGUUUCCUAUAUGUACAUCAGAGAGGAUUCAUUUACCAGCAGAAAUUUAGUCUUGUGAAUGUGAAGUUGAAAUGGGUGAAAGAUAGAGCAUUGGAUGCUGUUGUGGCUGGUGAGAGAAAUCUCAGAGCAACCUGCACACUUGUUUCCAUCAUCUCAUCUGAUCCCCAUGAUGGCUUUCCCAUAUACCGCCUCUCUCGCCAUCGAGGGCAACUUGGCCUCCCUCAUGAUAUUAAGCUUGCCACCUUUAUCAGGAGAUUCCCGAAUAUUUUUGAUGAAUUUCAUGUUCUUGACAGUGGAGGCACUCGUGUUCCAUGGUUCCGCUUGACUCCAGAAGCCCUGAAUCUCCACCAUGAAGCACUCAAUGCUCUCCAGCAGAAUGAGAUGGAUCUCCUCAAUAGGCUUAGGAAACUCCUCAUGCUCACCUGUGAAAGGAUGCUUCCUUUACAAACCAUUGACCAGCUGAAAUGGGACUUUGGUUUGCCGUAUGAUUACUGUCAUUCUCUGGUACCAAGUUAUCCAGAGUUAUUCUCUAUGGUCCACCUUCCUGAUGAUCGGGUUGGCUUGAAACUUAUAUCCUGGGAUGAUCGCCUUGCUGUAUCCCAAUUGCAAAAGAAUGCUGCUUUUAAUCAAAAGGAAGAAGAUGUGAGAAAUGGAUGCUUAACCUUUCCAAUUAGAUUCACGAGGGGUUUUGGAUUGAAGAGGAAAUGCAUGAAGUGGUUAGAAGAGUGGCAGAUGCUCCCAUAUACUUCUCCUUACACCGAUGCCUCCCAUUUGGAUCCUCGUACUGAUGUAUCUGAAAAGAGAAUCGUUGGAGUCUUUCAUGAACUUCUUCACCUCACCUUACAAAAGAGAACCGAGCGCAAGAAUGUGAGUAACCUCCGUAAACCACUUUCAUGCCCCCAGAAGUUCACUAAGGUGUUUGAGCGCCAUCCUGGUAUUUUCUAUAUUUCUAAAAAGUCUGACUCCCAGACCGUUGUUCUUAGGGAAGCCUAUGACCAACAGCAACUUCUGCAGAAACACCCCAUCGUAGAAAUCAGGGAAAGAUUUGCAAACAUGAUGGAGAAAGGACUUCUUGAUAGGAGCAGGGGGUUGUAUAAAAGAAGUGGAAUUAAUGGUUUAGAAGUGGAUCCAUCAAAAGAUGUUUAUUAUGAUGAGUUGAACGAUAACGAGCGUAAAUCUGAAAGUGAGUCAGAUCGUAAUCUGCUCUCUGAAUAUGAUUCAGAUGAAACCAUGCAUGGCCCUUGCUGAAUUCAGCUAACAUCAUCAGCCCUGAAUAUGUGAGGUUUUCCCAUUGGGGACUUCUAGUCAUCAGAAUUAGUGGCCAAACCUUAUCCAGUUUUUAAUAUUGAGAAAUAUUGCAAUGUGUCAGCAAGUAUCAAUUCUAAUGCAGUGCCUCGCUAAAGACUCUGAAUAUGUGCUGAUUGGUUUUCUAUCCUUUGGAAUUAACUCAAUCAAGUUAAAUGGCUGAUAUUCUUUAUAUCAAGUUGGAAGUCAUCAUACUUACCAUUUGAUUCCUUCUUCGAUUGAUACAUGCUGAGGAAUGCAACAGAUUUGAUUGUGUUGGCUAUUGUCUGCUAAAAGAGGUUAGCUGCUGCAAAGAUGUGGAAGAAGAGUAAGAGAUACAGUUUCACUUUUAUGUGACAUUUUUCGCCAAAGAAAUCUAUCUGUAGAGGAAUGGGAAAGAAAUGAACCUCAUUCUAUGAAGGAUAUCCCUGUAACCCAAAUGGGCUAACGACUUUGGAUGAGAGAAAUUCACUGAGAUGCUUUUGGGUCCCGCAGGCAUGUGGAAGUGCUUCAACAGAGGGACACAGCCAGGUAUGUCUGGACAUUCUGAUGAAGAUAAAUUGAUGGAUUGGCUCUUAAUUUGUCUAGAGAAAAAACAUGCUGAUUGGAAGUCCGAGAGGGCUUCUGUUGUUUUUUAGGUCCUUGGGCAAUUACCUUGAGUUCUAUAUUUGAGAGGGCUUGACUUUUGAAAUUUUUAUAUUAAAAGAAGGAAUAUUUUCAAGUUCCUGUAACGAGUUAUCCAUGCUGCUGCAAUAGUAAACAUUUGAAAGUUAUCAAUGAGACUUUACAGCUCUAAGUUUUGCUUUGAAGGCAUGAUUAACCAGAUCUUCGCUUGUUUCUUACCUUUUUUUUUUUUUCUUGUUCAUCUCCUCUUGUUUUCCCUCUUAUUCUUUCUUAGUUAUCUGUGAAAAUACAGUGUGAUGUUUUAAACAAAACAGCUGGCUUCUAUAAUCAAAACAGCCCUUAAUUUGAUUUUGUCUGGUACGAGGAAUGUUAUGAUUCCCAUUCUUAAGCAGGGGUUGAAGCUGCUGUUUGCCUCCAACCUAGUAAAUCUUUUGCAAGUAUUGAAGCCUUCACCUCUCUCUCUCUCUUUCGCCCUGUGUGUGUGGGGAGGGGGAAGCCCCACCAACAGUAGUAUUAUGGUGGAUCAUCUAGUUAAUAGGUUUGAGUUUUGAGAAGCCACUCUCUACCAACGCUCUUGAGAGACUUGUGAGGCAGCAGCUGGAAAUCAAGUUUUGGAUGUUGUGGAGGUGGAUGUGAUGGGGAUUUACCCCAAAUGUAUAUGAAUGUAGGAAGUUGGGAAGGAGAGAUGUAUUGUAAAGCCACAAUAGUUUAUUUACUCAUUCUCCUAUUCUGUAUUUUUCUAAUUAUCAAUUGUAAUUUGAUAAAAUCAAAAUUUGAUUUCCAAUUGUAAUUUAAUUUUUCUUUUAUAAAAUGAGCACACAUAUUUCAAUUUC
This is a messenger RNA of Vitis vinifera (wine grape), 2925 nucleotides long. RefSeq names its product protein WHAT'S THIS FACTOR 9, mitochondrial. Lineage: Eukaryota; Viridiplantae; Streptophyta; Magnoliopsida; Vitales; Vitaceae. The transcript is spliced from 5 exons. The coding region runs from base 146 to 1432 and encodes 428 amino acids. The record is from RefSeq and is a predicted model, not a curated record. Gene Ontology annotation, molecular function: RNA binding.